AUGCGCGGAAGCCAAUACUAUCACAUAUCAAUGUCCGCUAUUUGUUAGAAUGAUAAACAAUUUGUUCACUAGCUAGAUCAAACUCUACAGGUCUAGAUCUAGAUAUCUAAAUGUAAAGCAAUAGCAUAUUCAUUUGUUAAACCACGAUAAUGCUUGACCCCUCUUCAAGUGAAGAGGAAUCUGAUAAUGGCGCUGUUGAAGAUGGGGAUGAAAAUAACUCAGAUGUUCUCAGUUUGCCUAGCGCUGAACAGAGAAGUUUGUCUGCUAGCGGAGAUAAUCUGAGUGUUGUUGGUGGACAUUCUCGUUCAAAUAGCAUUAGACCCUCUAGUCCCAGUCCAUCAUUAGUAAGUGACAGAGAUAAAAUAGAUGAUUUCGAUAAAAGUGAAAGAGAAGAAGAAGAAAGGAAAAGGAGGUUACAAUUAUAUGUUUUUGUGAUGCGCUGUAUUGCUUAUCCAUUCAAUGCAAAACAACCAACUGAUAUGGCAAGGAGACAAACUAAGGUAACAAAAGCUCAGUUGCAAACAAUUAAAGAACGUUUUCAUGCUUUCCUAAAUGGAGAAACACAAAUUGUAGCAGAUGAAGCAUUUACAAAUGCUGUUCAAAGCUAUUAUGAAGUUUUUUUAAAAAGUGAUAGAGUUGCAAACAUGGUUCGAAGUGGAGGAUGUUCUGCUAAUGAUUUUAGAGAAGUGUUUAAAAACAACAUAGAGAAAAGAGUAAGAAGUUUACCAGAAAUUGAUGGAUUAAGCAAAGAAACAGUCCUUAGCUCAUGGAUGGCUAAAUAUGAUGCAAUUUACCGUGGUGAUGAAGAUCCUAGAAAACAACCUCAAAGAAUAUCCACAGCAGCUUCAGAAUUAAUUCUAAGUAAAGAACAACUCUAUGAAAUGUUUCAGAACAUUUUAAAUGUCAAGAAGUAUGAACAUCAGAUACUUUACAAUGCAUGUCAGUUGGACAAUGCUGAUGAACAAGCAGCACAGGUCAGGCGUGAAUUAGAUGGCAGACUCCAUAAUGUUGAACAGAUGGCUAGGACCAGACGCCAUCCAAAAUUUGUUGUGAAAGAAAUGGAAAGUAUGUACUUAGAAGAACUGAAGUCUUCCAUCAAUAUUUUGAAAUCUAAUUUGGAAAGCUUGCCUGUUUCUAAAGGUGGCACUGAUUCAAAGUAUUCUUUGCAAAAGCUCAAAAGAUACAACAGGCCUGCUGCCCAAACUUCACCUACAAGAGCACAGCAUUCCUCUCUUUCCAAACUGGAUACUAAUGAAGACAACGAUCCAGGUCUGUCCAAGAUGGAUGUCGUACUCACCUUCACACUUGAGGUCCAUGUCAUUGAAGUCAAAGGUCUGAAAUCUCUUGCUCCCAAUAAAAUAGUUUACUGCACCAUGGAAGUGGAAGGUGGCGAGAAGUUGCAGACAGAUCAGGCAGAAGCAUCUAAACCUCAAUGGGACACGCAGGGUGAUUUUACAACCACUCAUCCACUUCCUGUUGUUAAAGUGAAGUUGUACACUGAAAGCUCAGGGAUGCUCAGUCUAGAAGAUAAAGAAUUGGGAAAAGUUGUUAUCAGACCAACAGCCAAUAGCUCAAGAACUCCUGAAUGGCACCAUAUGCACAAAACAAAAAAUUUUCCAGAUGAUUUAAGAAUAAAGAUUGCAGUGAGGAUAGAUAAACCACAAAAUAUGAAACACUGCGGGUAUUUGUAUGCACUGGGAAAAACAAUUUGGAAAAAAUGGAAAAAACGUUACUUUGUUCUUGUGCAGGUAUCUCAAUACACAUUUGCAAUGUGCUCAUAUAGAGAAAAAAAACCUGACCCAACAGAAAUGAUGCAAUUAGAAGGUUUUACUGUUGAUUACUGUGAGCCACUUCAAGAUCUAGAUGGAGGAAAGUACUUCUUCAAUUUGGUCAAGGAAGGUGACAGCUUAAACUUUGCAACAGAAGAUGAAUCUGAGCGCACCUUAUGGGUACAGGCCAUUUACAGAGCUACUGGACAGACACAUAAACCAGUGCCUCCUGUUGUGCAGACAAACAAGAUUUCUAACACACAAAUCUCUCGAAUGCAAGGAGACAGCCAAACAGAUUUAAAAAAUGCAGACAGGGCACGUAAACAUGGGCUGGAUGAAUUUGUUCUGGCAAAUCCCUGUAAUUUUGAACAUCAUGAGUUGUUUAGCAUUCUUCAGACAUUGACUUUAGACUAUAGACUUAAUGAUGCUUACACAUGUCUGGGUUGGUUCAGCCCAGGGCAAGUAUUUGUUCUAGAUGAAUACUGUUCUCGCUAUGGUGUGCGAGGUUGUCACAGACAUCUAUGCUAUUUAAAUGACCUCCUAGAAAGAGCUGAGAAAGGAAUUCUUAUUGACCCAACUCUUAUACAUUAUAGCUUUGCCUUUUGUGCCUCACAUGUCCAUGGAAACAGGCCUGAUGGUAUAGGCACAGUUUUGCAAGCAGAGAGAACGACAUUUGAUGAAAUAAAAGAAAGAUUGAGGAUACUUCUGGAGAAUCAGAUCACACAUUUUAGAUAUUGUUUUCCCUUUGGACGUCCAGAAGGUGCUUUGAAAGCAACAUUGUCGCUUUUAGAAAGGGUUUUAAUGAAAGAUAUAGUCACACCAGUUCCACCUGAAGAAGUACGACAGGUCAUUAAAAAAUGUUUGGAAAACGCGGCUCUAGUGAAUUAUACCAGAAUUUCUGAAUAUGCAAAAAUAGAAGAAGUACUAGGGGAUGAUGUACCACCCAAGAAGAAGUUAGAUGACAUUAUGCACUUGGCUGAGCUGUGUAUAGAAGUGCUCCAACAGAAUGAAGAGCAUCAUGCAGAGGCAUUUGCAUCGGCAUUUGCUUGGUUCAGUGACUUGCUUGUUGAACAUGCUGAGAUUUUUUGGUCACUGUUUGGAGUAGACAUGAAUUCUGUUCUGGACGCCCAGCCUCCAGACACCUGGGACAGCUUCCCUUUGUUUCAAUUGCUGAAUGAUUAUCUUAGAACUGAUGAGAAUUUGUGUAACGGAAGCUUCCAUCAGCAGUUGAGAGAUGUCUUUGCUCCGCAAGUUGUCCGCUAUGUGGACCUUAUGGAAUCUUCUAUUGCUCAGUCUAUCCACAAAGGGUUUGAAAGAGAAAAAUGGGAUCCCCAGGGAAAUGGUUGUUCCACAUCUGAGGAUAUGCUUUGGAAGCUGGAUGCAUUGCAGUCUUUUAUCAGAGACUUACACUGGCCAGAAGAAGUUUUUGCUGAACAUUUGGACCAUCGGCUCAAGUUGAUGGCAGCUGAUAUGAUUGAGGCAGCAGCAAAAAGAACCUUGAAGUGCUUUGAAAUCUGGCUGAGGAAAGGAGGUAAAAGUACCGACUAUCUUGUGUUUACUGAAGUCUGCACCAUGAUGAAUGUAAUCAUUGACUGCAAGAACAAGGCCCUUCAUUUGUGUGCACUAGACCAUGGGCAAAAUAUGCAUCAGUAUCAUACUAAAAUAGAUGAAUCUUUGGAAAGGGCUCAAAUAGAGAUGGCAAGAUGUCUUAUUGAAAAGCUUCUGUCAGUUCUAGAGAGUAUAUUGAGUAAACUGGCUCGUUAUGAUGAGGGAACCUUUUUUGCUUCAAUUUUGUCCUUGACAAAACCUGUGAAUGAACUGGGCAAAGCUUAUGUUGACUUCAUGAGAGGCAAUCUGGAUCAGAUGAGGAAUAAAAUCAAUGAUGAACUGUACACCCUGUCUUUAUUUGAGCAAUGGUACAGUGGCCAGAUGAAGAUGGUUUGUGAUUGGUUGACUGACAGACUAGAUCUCUCAUUACACCCAUACCAGUUAACAUGCCUCAUGACAAUUAACAGAAAAUGUUUCUCUGACUUUGAAUUGCAAGGAGUUCCUGAAAACUCUCUUAACAGUAAAACUUACCAGACAAUAUGCAGUAGACUACAGGUGGAGGAGGCCACUCAGUCAGUCACACAAUCAGAAAACAGUGGAAGAACAUUUCUGAGUAAACCAGCUAGUUCCUCAGCUGUAAGUGGUGACGAUUCUGAUUAAAGCAUCUGCUCCAUCUUGUGUGAUUUUCUACAAACAGUGAUAUCUUUUUAUGAUACUACCUUCAAUUAUGCAGGUCUUUGUGUGUGCGUGGAUGUGUGUUUUUAGUGAAAAAUGUUUACCAUUGCGUUAGUGUGGCAUUGUUUUUUUUUUUGUGUUUUUUUUUUUAACUUUAGCUUGUUAAUCCUUGGAUUGCUUUUUUAUCUUUAAAUGUUGAAUUUUUUAAGUGAAAAAUAUUUGGAACAUUUCAGACAAACUCCUAUCAAAGAAAAGAAUUUUUAAACUUUCUUCAAUCUCAAAGCUUAUUAGAAAAAAAUGCACAUUAUUUGUAUAUUUAUUUACUUUAGAGUUUUGAUGUUCUAAUGGAUAUUGAACAUCACCUCUGACUGACAUUAAUGAACACCUGAGGUUAUAUUUGUAGAAAAAAAAAUCUCAAGUGUCAAUUUGUUGAUAUUAUUAGCACUUUUUUUUCCUGAAUAGUUGAACUGUUUCACUGCUUUAAGCUUAAACAAUCCAAUCUAACAAAAGCCUACAGAAUGUCACAUGUCAUAUAGGCCUAGUACAGUGGUGGUUGGCUUACCUGGAUAGAUUCAUUCUAAAGGGGUAAAAAGAAAUUAUUGUGAGUAAUGGAAACUAAAAGAAAGUAUUUCAUCUACUUUAUAGGUUCAAAAGCAUUACACAAUUAUUAACUUGGCUAUGACACAUUUGUCAGUUGUCUAAAGUGUUUAUAAAUUCUUUUUCAAUUCAUUAAUUCAUUUCAAAGUCGAGUAAAUUUAGUCCCACAUUUAUCACAUAAAAGUGAAGUGUAUCUGAUUCUGGAAAUGUUUGAAACAAAACGUAUAACUACUUUCUCAUAAAAUAAGUAUUUAUUGUUUUCUUUCACAACUAAUAAAAAAUAGCAAACAGUAUUUUGCCUGAAAUAAAUUGAAAUUGGGGUUUAAAACAUUUCUUUUUUAGACUGAACUUAAAACAAAACAAAAAAUUGUGGCUUUGAUUUUAAAGGAAUGUUUUUGAUAAAUUAAAAAAAAUAGCCAAUGGAUUUUUGCCAACCUGAAACAGCUUUUCCAAUAAAUUUUCUUUAGAAGCUUUCUUUCAAUUAUUAUCAUUAUAUUCAUUUUAUAAUUACUGAGAUUUCAGUCAAAUGGGAAGAACAUCUAGCUGUACAUGCAGUUUUUAAUUCUUCUUUAAAUUAUAAUAAUAAUAAGUGUAAAAUUUAAAAAUAUUUUUAAUGGCUGAAUACAUUUAAAUAUGUAGAUUACAGAAUAAAUUUAUUAAUUAUUGUGUUUAGUAAAAUGUGAUUUUUUCUUUAAUGCUGCUGCAAAGCCUUAAAAUCUCUCUCAGUAUUUGCCAUCACUUUUACCUGGAUUUUAGCUUCAGCCAUUUGGUCCACUGUUACCAUAAAUUGUAAAAGUUUCUUCCACUCACAAAAAACAAUUUUAAUUCACAACUAUUUUCAGGACUAAAAAUGUAAAACUAGAAGGCAGGACUUCUUUCAAAACAAAUAUGACAUUAUUGGAUUGAACAGAAAAGAAACCAAAAUUAAUUCUCAUCUGAACCCUUUUUUUUUUUUGGGAGAGAUACAUUGUUGAUUCAAUAGUAAACAUUAUUUCAUAUUCCUUUCUAUAGUGUAAGGUAUUUGAUAUAGACUAAGACUAAGACUGCUUUAUUGAUCCUUUGGAAAUUUGUUGUGAUUACAAGGAUUCUUUUAGCGUAUAAAGACAACACAACAGAAACAUGCACAUAAACACAACUUUAAGUGUAACUAAAUAGUGUAAAUAUUAACAUUAGUUUAGUUUAGAUAAAGAGUUAGUAUGACAUGAUUAAAGAUCAUUGCUCUUUUGGUUGUUAUUUACAUUUUUUUUUAUACUGGUAUGUUGAAUCCAUUUUCUUUUGUAGUAGUAUUGAAGCUUGUACAGUUUAUUUCUUGCCAGUUGUACUCUUUCAGAUACAAAUGUUUCUCUGUGCAAUACUUUUGUCUGUUUUAUCUUAUGUGAUACUUUGUGAUAUCUUGUAUUUAAAGAAACUCUUAUGUAUGUACUAUAGAAUGGUGCAGCCAUAGAUCAUUUCUAAACUUUGUACAACGAAUGUAAGAAAGAAAAAGAAACAACUAAAAAAAAACUUUACAUUUAUGAAUAAUGGAAUGUUAUAGCCAAUUAUAAACAGAAAAUUAUGACUGAAAUACAUGGUGAAAUGUAUGAAUGAAACAGACUUACAAAAAUUAUUUCUAAAUAGCUACUACUUAGCUACUUAAAUUUACCACAACUCUCUAAAUUCAUAGAAUUAAAACCAGUGAGAAGCUGAUGCCUGCCUCCCUUCAGUGAUGAAUAUAGCUAAUUUUUCGAACUUAUCUCAAAGAAUUUUGUGUGAUAACUGGACCAACACCCUGUACAGCAGUGCUGAACAACUGAAGAGAACAACACACUAUUUUUCCUUGGCACAGUCUGCUAAAAGCUGGCUAGAAGAAGAAGUGUGAUAACUGGAUAGGGAUGUGCCCCAUUUUCAUACAUGCAAAGCUGUUUCUUAUUGGUUGUCUUUCUUAGAUUCGUUUUACUUGCAAACCUUGUUACUUACUGGUUGACAUUUUAGAUAGUUUGGAUUUUUAUACCGGUAAUUGUAAAAAUGUAGACAUGAAAAUUUUUUAAAAAAUUUGUCUUUUUUAUACUACAAACUCUAAAAGCACUAUGUUCUUGGAAACAUGAUACAAAUUGUUUUGUUAAAAGAUGCCAAAAUAAUGUUUUGAUUCACCUAUAUUAAUUUACAUUUUAAAAUUAUUUUUUUUAAGCUUGUUAGAUUAUUUUUAAACUAUACUUUUUUAUAGUCCAAACUUGCUUGUAUCCAAUUAUUUUUAGAGAGUGUUGCAUUCAUUAUUUAAUCAAUGUGUUCAAUGUUUUCAAAGAUGAAGUUUGUGUGCCUUUUGGCCCUGCUACAAACUUUUUCAAAAGAUUGGAACCAAUCUUCCAGCAGCUCUUAGUAGCUUAUAUGCCAAUGUAAUUUUUCUUUGUCUAGACCAACUUUGAACUUCUUGAAUACAGAUGUGAAAAAAAGAUUGGGACCAAUUGACCAGCAGCUCUUUGUGAGCCAUAUAUACCAGUUUGAUUUCUUUGUCUAGACCAACUUUGAACUACUUCAAUAGUUUAUUGCCAUUAUUUUUUGUUCUCAUGAGAUGCCAACAAUCUACAUGCACUAAAUUUUUAAAGAAUGAACUAUUUGCAUAGUUUUACUUAAAUUUAAGUUAAUUAAUGCUGAUAAUAGCAAUGUUUGGGUAAGUACAUUUUUUUUUAAAUACCUGUACUGUAAUACAGCAGUUAUUCAUUUGUGGAUUACUUAACAAUAAUUAGAACAUAGAUGGUCAAUGUUAAUUUUAAUGACAUAUUUUUUUUCUUGAUGAUAUAUGUGAUUAUCUAGUGGUUCUAAACUUUUGAUCAAUUGAGGACCACUUAUAUAAGAGAAAAACCCUGCUAAAAUAAAUCAUGCUAAUGGUGCAUUGUGAUGUUUAAAUGUAUUGCUUGGCUGAGCCACUAGUUAAGACUUUAAAGAAAGGAGGAUGGGGUGUUUUUUUUUUACUAGUUGAUGUUCAGCUCUAAUGUAUUUUCCUCAACUCUGUAUGUGUGUGUAUAUUAGCAUGAUACAAAGUUGUGUCAAUAUUAGCUCAAUAUGUUGAUAUGUUAGACUACUACUGACUGUUCAUGUCAUUGAAGCACCAAUGUAAACAUGCCCUUAUUGUUCAUGGCCUAGCACAUCUCACACAUCAUGAUCUAUUUAGCUAGGAACUGUGUGGUUUAGGUUAGUAACUAGCAAUGUUUUCAUGAUCUAUUCUGAAACUGUUACAAUGUUCCUGUUUACACUUUGGCUAUUUGUUUCUCCUUGUUAUUUCAUUCCUGCUUCAUGACUUGUCAUUUGGUUUGCAUUGUUCACAUGGAGCACUGUAUAUUAUAUAUAUAUAUAUAUAUAUAUAUAUAUAUAUAUAUAUAUAUAUAUAACUACCUACAACUAGGUCACAUCCAUUACUUGACUGUACAGUUCUAUCAUUCAUUCAGUCUCUCUUUACAAUUUGUUUGCCCAUUUUUACAUUAGUUGAUUUCUCUUGACGGUUGUGGUGGUGUUUUUUCCUUCACUAUUUUGAACUAUUUCAGGAGGAGUGCCUGUAAAGUGUGUUUAAAGACAAUCUACAUUAUUUGGGGAGGUAAUGGCUUCAAUGGUUAUAGAACUCAUGCUUACCCACCUGUGUGGUAGAUUGUGCAUGUAGCGACAGUUACAUCAUGGGGCGAUCACAAGUUUGGAGUCACCUAAUUUUAUCCUUAUGCAAAUCUAUUAGACAAAUGUGCAAUAAUUUUUUUCUGUCCUCACUUUCCUCUCUAGUCAGCACCAGAGUAUUACAUAACAGUGAGAACUGAAUUAGUUUACUUUGUUUCCAUUUUACUUACAUGAUUAGAUAAGGACUGGCCUUGAACUUUCUGAUUAGGUACAAUUUCUUCCUUUCUGCUGUUUACAGUGUUCUAUUUAUGAUGUUCUUUUUUCUAUUGAUGUUAUAGUUGGAUACUGUGUACUAAUUUACCCUGGAGAAAAUAUUUUCAUCUUUUUUCCCCCUUCUUUAUUACAAUUGUAUCCUCAUGUGACACUGUUUUAAUACUUUGAGGUUGAAUUAGGAAUAAAGGUGUCAUUUUAUACAGC
Biomphalaria glabrata is the source of this 8645-nucleotide messenger RNA. RefSeq names its product calcium-dependent secretion activator 1-like. The transcript is spliced from 29 exons. The record is from RefSeq and is a predicted model, not a curated record. The coding region runs from base 150 to 3977 and encodes 1275 amino acids. Lineage: Eukaryota; Metazoa; Mollusca; Gastropoda; Planorbidae. Gene Ontology annotation, biological process: synaptic vesicle exocytosis; dense core granule exocytosis.